CUCCAUCACCGAUCACAUCAAAAUCACCCAGUCAGACACUCAGACAAUCACCCUGUCUCACUUAGUGACGGUCAGACCACGAGCGGGGGAGGUGUUUGUUUCUUUCAGUCUCUGCAGGCAACAUGUCAAAUAUUCCAGGCGCAGCGCAGCUCUUUGAUGAACUUGACAGUGGCUGUGUUGCUCCAGAGAAGUUGAUGGUGUACCUGCGGGAUGGAAGGACUCUCAUUGGGUACCUGCGCAGCGUUGACCAGUUUGCCAACCUGGUCCUGCACCGCACCAUUGAAAGGAUCCACGUUGGGAAUCGCUAUGGUGACAUAGAGCGAGGCGUCUUUGUCAUCCGGGGGGAGAAUGUGGUGCUGCUCGGAGAAAUUGACGAGACAAAGGAAGACAACGACAAAUUAGAAAACGUGAGCAUAGAGGAAAUCUUGGAGGCACAGCGAGUGGAGCAGGAGCGACGGCAGGAGCAGGAGCAGUUGAGGGCGCGGUUCAUGAAGGAACGAGGGUUGCAGUACACAGCCGAGAUUGGACCAGACGAUAUGUACUAGUGGGAGGUGAGGCUGUGUGAUACUGGCCCAGACAUGUAGUAAUGGAGAUGAGACUGAGACAAACUGGAUUAAACAUGUACAGGGGCAUGAGGUAGUGAGAUCGGCUUGGAUGUGUACUAAGGGAGGUAGUGUUUCCUUUCUGUGGUUCUGCUUCUUGGCACCAGUUGUUGUGAGUGUGACUGACGCCUUCCUGGGUUGGGAUUGUUCUGGUGACUAACUUGGUGAUAUUUAAACAGUUUAUUCCAUCAAUACUUUUAAUACAUUUUUGUAUUUUAACUGAUAUGCUUAAAGUAUUGUUAGUUUUUGUAUUAACUUGUAUAUAUACACUGUAAAUUUACAGUUGUAUUAUAGUGCCUAUUUUUAAUUUUCAUAAUUACAUAAAUAAAUUAUAUUUAUGCACACUUGCAAA
This is a messenger RNA of Portunus trituberculatus (swimming crab), 954 nucleotides long. RefSeq names its product U6 snRNA-associated Sm-like protein LSm1 (gene LSm1). The transcript is spliced from 3 exons. Gene Ontology annotation, cellular component: P-body; Lsm1-7-Pat1 complex. Gene Ontology annotation, biological process: deadenylation-dependent decapping of nuclear-transcribed mRNA. The coding region runs from base 123 to 545 and encodes 140 amino acids. NCBI's taxonomy places the organism in Eukaryota, Metazoa, Arthropoda, Malacostraca, Decapoda, Portunidae. Gene Ontology annotation, molecular function: RNA cap binding. The record is from RefSeq and is a predicted model, not a curated record.